Molecule: messenger RNA, 1740 nt
Organism: Knipowitschia caucasica
Lineage: Eukaryota; Metazoa; Chordata; Actinopteri; Gobiiformes; Gobiidae
Source: the annotation of a GenBank genome assembly
AUGCCAGCAGUUGAGUCAGAGUCUGCAGAAGUGCCUUCGACAUCGGCAGUUGUUGACGCUGUUUUAGUGGUUUCCUCCUCUGCAGUGUUUUUUGACGCGCAAAUCCUCAUUUUACCUUCAAUGAAGGUAAGGGAAGUAAGGAGUCAGUACUGCACUCCAGAGAGGAUUGGCUCUCUUCAUAGAUAUCUUCUACCCACUGCUUCAAGUCUGUGUCAAGAUCACUUGGAUGCUCAAGAUCAGGACUACUUUCUUCAUGUGGCAUCUCAAUGGUCUCUUCUGAUAUUUGGGCCUUUAGAAAUCCUUGACACGGUGGGCCUUCUUUCUGAGGCACUCCCACUGGCAGAUAAGCUUGAUGCAGUGUGCCACAUCCACUCGGAUGUAACAAUGAGGGAGUUUCGCUGCCGGGUUGCCAAUCAUGACAUUGAAACAUUCAUUGAGGGUCGCCAAUUUGGGCAAAUGGCUGGGCUCAGGCUCUCUGCCCCCCCCGGAGCUCCCUCGCCCUCCCCCCCCCCCCCCUGCCGUCAUUCUCCCAACCCCCCACCGCCUCCCAACUACGCUGCCCCUUCACACCGGCGUCCGCACCCCCUCCCCCCGGCCCUGCACACCGGGAGUGGGCCUUCCUCACCUGCGCGCUGCCCCGCCGCUGACCCCUCCGCCACCUCCGCCCGCAGCGCCCCCCGAGCCGACGCCCCCCGGCACCCCCCCCUCCCCUUGAGUGCGCCCCGGAGCCGGGCCCCCCGCCCCCGGGCAUCGGUCCCGUUCGAGGAGUGCCCGCGGUUUCACCACCCCUCGCGGCCCCCCGGCUCGCGUCCCAUCACCAUCCCCGGCCGCCCAUCCCUCGAGCCCCGCCCCCCACGCGCCCAAUGCUCCCCCUCGCCCCUUUCUCCUGUCCCUACCGGGCCAUGUCCCCCCCCCCUCGCCACCGAGCGCUGGUACAGAAACAAAUCAUAUCUAGGCGUAACGAUGACUGACCGUAGAAGCGUGAAAGAUUUCCCCGGUUCGUUCCAGCAGCUCCUGCCCGGUAUGCAGCAGCAGCAGCAGCAGCAGCAGCCACAGCAGCAGCCGUCCCAGGAGUCCCCCACCCUCCCCGAGCCCACGGCCACAGACCUCACUGGAUACCCCGGCUACAGCUGCUCUCCAGGCCCGCAGUACCAGUACCAAUAUCACCCGAGCGUCACGGGCAGCUACACGGGCAAAGGCUACUCCGAGUACGGCGCGUACACCGCAGCGUACCCGCAGUACGGAGUCUACAGCAGAGGCCCGGCGCCAGGCGCUCAGCAAGCAGACAAAGAGGUGAGUGUGGAGCCCGAGGUGCGCAUGGUGAAUGGAAAGCCCAAGAAAGUGCGCAAACCACGAACAAUCUACUCCAGCUUCCAGUUGGCGGCGCUGCUAAGGCGCUUCCAGAACACGCAGUACCUGGCCCUGCCCGAGAGAGCCGAGCUAGCCGCCUCGCUUGGACUCACACAGACACAGGUCAAAAUCUGGUUCCAAAACAGACGCUCAAAGUUGAAGAAGAUUAUGAAGAACGGUGAGUUGCCCCCCGACCACAGCCCGAGCUCCAGCGACCUGAUGGCGUGCAACUCUCCUCAGUCUCCGGCCGUGUGGGAGUCACAAGGACACCAGGCUCUAGGCAGGACCCUCCCACCCAGCAGCAUGUCUUGGUACAGCUCGGCCGCCUCCACACAUCUGCACAGCUCCAUACAGCACUCUCUGGCGCUGGGAGCAGGGACGUUAUACUGA